This is a messenger RNA of Alosa alosa (allis shad), 1173 nucleotides long. RefSeq names its product tubulin tyrosine ligase-like family, member 2 (gene ttll2). Gene Ontology annotation, biological process: protein polyglutamylation; microtubule cytoskeleton organization. Gene Ontology annotation, cellular component: cilium. The transcript has 2 exons. NCBI's taxonomy places the organism in Eukaryota, Metazoa, Chordata, Actinopteri, Clupeiformes, Clupeidae. Bases 96 to 1106 code for a protein of 336 amino acids. The record is from RefSeq and is a predicted model, not a curated record. Gene Ontology annotation, molecular function: tubulin binding; tubulin-glutamic acid ligase activity.
AGAUGACGAGUUCUGGUGAUAGAGAGUAGGGCGGACGGGCCGAGGCGGCAGGUGUGCUCCCUGACAGCAUCCGACACACAGCACCUUCGCUGAAAAUGGCCGAUGGUGUGUGUGGCACUAAACCUUUGGUGUUCCGUCUUCAUGAGGGAGCACCUGAGCUUGUGCGGCAGGUGCUUCUGGAGAGAGGCUGGGAAGAGUUUGAAGGACAGCAGCAGGAUGAAGGAGACUGGAACCUUUACUGGCGUGCAUCUGCCUUCCGCAGCUCCGACUAUGAGAACAUCAUGCCCUGGCAGAGGCUCAAUCAUCACCCAAAAACAGUUGGCAUUACCCGCAAAGACUGGCUGGCACGGAAUUUGAGGAGGAUGAGGGGCACAUUUGGUUCAGUACUUUACAAUUUCAGUCCGACAGCUUUCCAUCUCCCUAAUGACUAUGUACGUUUUUUAGAGGAGUUCUCAAAGCAUCGUUUAGCAAAUGGUGGUAAAGGUGCUUACUGGAUCUGCAAACCAGUGGAUCUAUCAAGAGGGAGAGGCAUUUUCAUUUUUGAAGAUAUUAAAGACUUAGCUUAUGACUGCCCUGUCAUUGUACAAAGAUACAUCAGUAAUCCACUUUUGAUUUCGGGCUAUAAAUUUGACCUUCGAAUAUAUGUUUGUGUGAAGAGCUUUAGUCCUCUAACUAUCUAUAUAUAUCAGGAAGGCUUGGUUCGUUUCGCAACUGAGAAAUUCAACCUGGGUACGCUCAACAACCUCUACUCUCAUCUAACAAAUACCAGCAUUAACAAAUUUGGUCCUUUCUAUUCAACCGAUAAAGAACACAUAGGCCAAGGCAGUAAGUGGACACUCAGCAAAUUCCGCUGCUUCUUACGGAAUAUGGGCAUUAAUGAACUCGUGUUCUGGCAAAAGAUCAACAAUAUCAUAACUCUCACUAUUCUUACCAUUGCCCCAUCCGCUCCUUCCAGCCCUAACUGUGUAGAGCUGUUUGGGUUUGAUAUCCUGAUUGAUGAGAACUUAAAACCAUGGUUGCUGGAAGUCAACUACAGUCCUGCUCUCUCGCUGGACUGCUCCGCUGAUGUAACUGUGAAAAAAAGGACUCCUCAACGACCUUAUUGACCUUUUGAACUACAAGGAAAUUGACGGCCUUCGACAGAGGGGAUACCUGAGACAAAAGUAUAGGACC